This is a messenger RNA of Metopolophium dirhodum (rose-grain aphid), 1644 nucleotides long. Its product is annotated as serine/threonine-protein kinase pakD-like. The transcript is spliced from 6 exons. Bases 264 to 1457 code for a protein of 397 amino acids. The record is from RefSeq and is a predicted model, not a curated record. NCBI's taxonomy places the organism in Eukaryota, Metazoa, Arthropoda, Insecta, Hemiptera, Aphididae.
GACCGCCGUGCGUUCGUGCAUCGCAAUUUGCAGUUGGCUGUUGCGUCGGGCGUCCGUUACCGUCUCUACCGGUUACCGAGUACCGGCAACCGGCGUCUAGCGACCGGCGGCUUUGGCGGCAGUUUACUGAUUCGACGGCGGUUAGCGAUUUCCCGGCGGCGCGUCAUUUGCCAAGGGAUCGUCGGCGGCGUUGUCUCCUCCGGCUCCGAGUGAUUUCGGAUUUUUUGUUUUUUAUCCGUUUGCGUGUGCUGCGCCGAGAUACGAUGGCAGUUUGUUUUGUUUGUAAUUCCAAAUUGUAUGGGGAACGAACACGAGUAUGUUCAAGCAUUACACCACACAGUAAUGCACCAUACCCAGAAAAGAUUGGUGAACUCAUGGGAGAAGAAUUUGUUAUUAUUGUCACGCCUGCGGAUCACAUGUGCAAGCGAUGCACAUCCCUUCUCAUUCAUAUCGACAAGCUGGAAAAUGAUCUGAAACUUGUUAAAAAUGCAAUGUUAUCAUACAUUCAAAAAAAAUAUGGAUUGUUGCCUGCUGAUCAGCCUGUUACUUCUAUUGAAGUUGUCAAUGGGAGUUUAAGGACCGAUGAACUAGAAAUAGGCCAGAGAAGAGUUCCUAGUGGUUUGACAGUUAGAGAACCUUCCACUAGUGCUGGUGGAAGUAAUACUCCUUUGAGAUCAAGACAGGACGCUUCAAAAAUUAAAAUAUACAAAUGCGGUUUUUGUCCAUUCCAAUCUAAAGACCUUGGUCACGUUCGUUUCCAUAUGCGUUCUCAUAUGAAAAAGAAAGAUAACGAAAAAUCAAACCAAACCGUGACAAAAACAGUAACUCAGCAACAACAACCUCAGCAGCAACAACAUCAAAACCAAACACAUCAGCUGAAGUGUUUACCAAACAAACAACAGCAACAAAAAAAAAAAUUGUACAGAUGUCAAGUAUGUUCUGCAUCGUUUGAUAGCAGAUCGGAUUGCCUGGAUCAUAUUCAAAGGGAUCACAACCAGCAACCAACAUCCACAACACAGGAACAGGAAAAUUUACAACAGGAAUCAGAUGUUACUAUGGAAGAAACCGCGUCAGUAUUCCAACCACACAAUAUACUAAAUUCUAUAGAGAAUCAACAGGACGUGAUCAAGACUGAGGAUGAUGGUGAUUUAGCUGACGACAAACAUACUAUGGACACAGACCUUGACAUGUUGUUGAAGGACAAUAUCCCAGAUGAAAACUCUGAAGUUCCUCCUAUACAAGAAACACAGAAUAUUUCUGAAAAUAUGUCCGGACAAACAGAACUCAUGCAACCUGACCAAGAAACCCCCGUUGCAAACGUAGAUAUAAGUGAUAUGGCAAUUGGAGGUGGUGAGACUGAAACAGACCAUUUAGACAUUGAAUCGAUGUUGGCUGCCAUUCACAAUGAUGUCGUCUCUCCCCCAAAUGAUGGCGGAAAUGCACAAAAUUUUUUAUGAGAAUUUAAAAAUUCAGUAAUGCUUUAUCUCUAAAAUUAUUAGACUAUUAUCACUUGAUAAUAAAUUAAAUUGAUAUUUUUUUUUAUACUCGACAAUAUUUAUUAAAUUUUAAAAAACUAGUACAAAUAAUUUAAGUAACAUUUUUAUAUUAUGAAUUGUUUUGAAAUAAAACAUUAUUCUUGGAAAA